AGGAAAUAGUACUUAUCCCCUCAAACAUAUAAAUAGCGGAAGCCUCCCUUUGUUUGUUCAUCCCCUUCAUCCCGUCUAUUCCUCAUCUUUGUUCAAGGACUUUUGAACGCGAUUGCUCUCUACGCCGCUGAAAACAAUCGUAACUUAUAAUUCUGAUCCUGCAAUAAUCACUCUCAAAUCAGAAGACCUUGAUCGUUAAUACAUUCCUAGUUGCAAAUGCAAUGUUGUAUAUAAGAAGGGAAACCCGUGCUUGAUGGACUGCUCACACAGUAGCAGUGACAAGAAAACAUUAAAGCGGUGGUUUUUUAUAGAUAAGAGAGUAGGUUAAGCUAAAAUCUAGGAUAAGUUGCACAUAAAUAAUCCCUCUUCUCAUGACAUAGUCACUCAUAAUAUCAGACCUAUCAUUUAUUACCUUUAUUGAAACUUGCCUCUCAAAUAGUCUAGCUAGCUAGGUUUAAUGGAUUUGAAGUCUUCUCAUGCUUCUCCCUUACUUACUGAUCCUGUUCCUAUCAACAAGUCACGGCUUGGAAUCCAUCCUAAUCAGCUAGCUUACUCUCAUCAAGAUUCAUCAAUGUCUUCCGGGAAGUUCACAAAAUCCAGCUCAAAGAAAAGUAUAGGGAGUCUUGAUGAUGUCAGGUCCAAUGGUUGGCUUGAUGCUAUGAAGGCUUCUUCCCCUCCUAGGAAGAAGUCACCUAAAGGUUCAAGUACUCAAGUUUCCGCAAUUGACAAUGACAUUGAAGACUAUAAUUCAUGGAUGUUGGGUUAUCCUUCAGCAAUAGAUUCUUUUGAGGAAAUUGUUGAUCGUGCUAAGGAUAAGACAAUUGCAAUGUUUCUUGACUAUGAUGGCACACUGUCACCAAUUGUAGAUGAUCCAGAUUGUGCCUUUAUGUCUGAAUAUAUGCGCAAAACUGUAAGAAGAGUAGCAAAGCAUUUCCCUACCGCAAUCAUAAGUGGGAGAAGUCGUGAUAAGGUGUUUGAUUUAGUUAAACUAACAGAACUCUACUAUGCUGGUAGUCAUGGGAUGGACAUUAUUGGCCCUGUUAGUGAGACUUUGUCAAAAAACCAUCAAAGUUGUGUCAAGUCUACUGACCUUCAGGGAAAAGAGAUAACUCUUUUUCAACCUGCAAGAGAAUUCAUUCCUAUGAUUGAUGAGGUUUUUAGAACCCUCAUUGAUCUUACAAAAGACAUAGAAGGCGCCAAAGUUGAAAAUCACAAGUUUUGUGUUUCUGUACAUUAUCGUAAUGUAGAAGAGAAUAAUUGGACAACGAUUGGUCAGCGGGUCCAUGAUAUGCUAAAAAAUUACCCUCGUUUACGCUCAACUCAUGGACGGAAGGUUUUAGAAGUUCGUCCAGUGAUCGACUGGAAUAAAGGAAAAGCUGUUGAAUUUUUACUUGAAUCUUUAGGGCUAACUGAUAGGAAUCAUGUGCUUCCCAUCUACAUUGGAGAUGAUAAAACCGAUGAAGAUGCAUUCAAGGUGCUUAGGGAGAGCAAUCAAGGUUAUGGGAUUUUGGUAUCAUCUGUGAGGAAAGAAAGCAAUGCCUUUUACUCUCUCCGAGACCCCACUGAGGUGAUGAAGUUUCUCCAACUCUUGGUCAAUUGGAAGAAACAACAAGAAAGGAAGCGUGGAAAAAAAUAAACCUGUAUACAUAUAUAUAAUUUAGUACAUAUUAGGUUUUGAUUUAAAAUGUGAUUAGAUCAGCAUUUUGUUUUAAUACCAAUAAGUUAUUAUGAAUGAAAAUUUUUAGAUAUUGUGGAU
Molecule: messenger RNA, 1756 nt
Organism: Lotus japonicus
Lineage: Eukaryota; Viridiplantae; Streptophyta; Magnoliopsida; Fabales; Fabaceae
Product: probable trehalose-phosphate phosphatase F
Exons: 14
Coding region: 458-1636 (392 amino acids)
Biological process (GO): trehalose biosynthetic process
Molecular function (GO): trehalose-phosphatase activity
Source: RefSeq, a predicted model, not a curated record